GGCCAAGGCGAUCGAAGUGCAGCGAGCGACUCCGAGCCGGCGCCUGCUAUCACGACGCGGGCCCGCCUUCGCUCAAUCGCAGUGCGCUCUCGCCUGUGCUUCUCCCCCUUAGCACUGCGCUGGCCUCCUGCCCGCAGCGCUGCUCUCCCCUCUCCACGCCAUGUAAAUCAAUGUGUUUCAUAGUCGAGCACCCUCCGUAGCUGCACACGCGCUCUCGAAAGCGCCGCUGCCGUCCUGCGCCGCCUAUGCCGCGCCCUAUCCUCAGCCUUCCAACACAUCUCGCACCGCGCUCCCCCCGCGCUCUCUCGCCAUCUGUGUACAUCAUGAUCGAGCCGACGAUGCGCUCAUUUAAUGCCCCCGAAGCACUAAAUCGCCCAUCCCGCUCCCUCAGAACACACAGCAGUCUCCGUAUCGUGUGCGAAUCCGGCACGCAUACGGCCCCCGCUUGCCUGCCGCUCCGCUAGUCCGGCGAAGCAAAACCCCGUUCGGGGCAGCGGCUGCACUGCAAAAUGACACCUCGUUCAGGAGCACUCCCGUCACAGCCCUCGCACUGGCGCGUGCGCGUUGCUUACGACGUCGUAGAGGUUGCUUAUACCUCCCAUCAGCCCGGCCGCCCGUCAAAUUGCGAAUGCCCGCACCCCCUUGCGUCGUACACGCCGCGUGAAGCGUGGAAUAUGUGCGCACAUACCGUCGCAACAUGCCCACCACACCCCUUGACACGCUUUUCUCGCCCUGGACGCGCCCGCAAGAUCGACGACUACCAGUCGUGGCCCUCGACGCCCCCACUCGACAAGCUCGGUCUAUGCUCGCAACACCCCGGCGAGUACGCUGCUACCACGCUCGAAGCCGCCGCAGACGUACUGCGCGCGGAGCGCCGUCCAUAUGCGCGCAGACACACAAAACGUCGCAGAACUCACUCAGAAUGUCCAUCCGAGACCGGCCAACACCCUCAUCAUUGCCAGGAAACCUCGCUCGUCCAGCCACAACGCUUUUCGGGGCCGCCAAGUGCGCCGAACGAGCGCACUCGACCCGGCUCCGGGCACCCCAACCAGGUCCGUGCACACCAUCUCGCAGGCCGGUCCGCGCCCCGCACACGCUUCCGGCGCGUCUGGCACGUCCACACAACACACGUCCCGCGCGCACAGCCGCGUCGCGAACGUCCUGCGCGUCGUACGUCGCCGGCAACACGGCCCCGCCGCCCGCUUGCCGCCCCUCCCGCCCUCCGCCAUCGUGUCCGGCGGGGCCAAAACCACGACGGCGCGCUCCCAUGCACCGGGGCGCAUACACCCACGCAGUUUCGCGGCGAUCCGGGCAGAAAAAAUGUGUCCCAUUUUGGGCGAUUUCAUUGGUGACGCCGGCGACGACGACAAAGGUGCCCGCGUCCCGGCCGCCCCUCCGGUCCGUUGGCCGCGCAACUUGGUAGAUAUGCUGUCAUGGACGUUCCGUAGCGUCUCCCGUUGCGUGCGGCCGCGCCCGGCAAGAGGGCGACUCGAUCUCGACGGCGGCCGAAUCGACCUCCCGUCGGCGAGCACAUCUCAACCCCGCCUCGCGAACUGCCAAAUCCCGCUCGAACAUGACAGAGGCUCUUUUGGGAAUGCUGACAUCGCUCCGAUGCGGCAACAGCGCCGCCAGCGCGUGCGGAACGGCCUUGGCGAAGCUCGCAAUCACCCCCCGCCUGCACCUCGCCGCCCUCCUCCCGUGCCAGGAUCACAUCCACGCCGCAAACGAACACCGCAGCACACUCUCCUGAACCAAGGAGCGUCCCCCCACAGAAUCUCGGCGCAGUACGACGAGGUCGAAAUCGGGCAACUGCGGGCGAUUUCAUGGGCGAUCUCUCCCACUCCAUCGCCAAAAUCCGCGUCCCGCCCGCCCCCCGCGUCCGGCGGCCGCGAAACUCGGCAGAGGCACUCCCGCGUACGUCUCGCAUCGCCCGCCGUCGGCUGCAGGCGCGCCCAACGCGUUCUCUGCUCGCGGCACGCCGGUCGACGCCGCUGGCCCGACGCCCCGCGACGCCGCCAGCGCGAACUAGCACGUCCCGCAACGCGGGCGU
Messenger RNA from Trametes versicolor FP-101664 SS1, 2050 nucleotides. RefSeq lists its product as uncharacterized. The record is from RefSeq and is a predicted model, not a curated record. NCBI's taxonomy places the organism in Eukaryota, Fungi, Basidiomycota, Agaricomycetes, Polyporales, Polyporaceae. The transcript has 7 exons. The annotation marks the transcript as partial.